Cynocephalus volans (Philippine flying lemur) is the source of this 1230-nucleotide messenger RNA. RefSeq names its product signal recognition particle 19 (gene SRP19). The record is from RefSeq and is a predicted model, not a curated record. NCBI's taxonomy places the organism in Eukaryota, Metazoa, Chordata, Mammalia, Dermoptera, Cynocephalidae. Gene Ontology annotation, biological process: SRP-dependent cotranslational protein targeting to membrane; SRP-dependent cotranslational protein targeting to membrane, signal sequence recognition. The transcript has 6 exons. The coding region runs from base 123 to 557 and encodes 144 amino acids. Gene Ontology annotation, cellular component: signal recognition particle, endoplasmic reticulum targeting. Gene Ontology annotation, molecular function: 7S RNA binding.
AGCCGUUUCGGGGGGCAGGACUUCCGCCGGAAAAGCGGGCGGCCUCGGACUUCUCAGAUCCGUACUCCGGCUGAUUUUCUCCCUGAGAGUCCUGGGCUGGCGCUGUGUGGACCUUCGGCAAGAUGGCUUGUGCUGCCGCGCGGUCCCCUGCUGACCAGGACAGGUUUAUUUGUAUCUAUCCUGCUUAUUUAAAUAAUAAGAAGACCAUCGCGGAGGGGAGGCGGAUCCCCAUAAGUAAGGCUGUUGAAAAUCCUACAGCUACAGAGAUUCAAGAUGUAUGUGCAGCAGUUGGACUUAAUGUAUUUCUGGAGAAAAAUAAAAUGUACUCUAGAGAAUGGAAUCGUGAUGUUCAAUACAGAGGCAGAGUCCGGGUCCAGCUCAAACAGGAAGAUGGCAGCCUUUGUCUUGUGCAAUUCCCAUCACGUAAGUCAGUCAUGUUGUAUGCAGCAGAAAUGAUACCUAAACUAAAAACAAGGACACAAAAACCUGGAGUUGGUGACCCAAGUCUUCAGCAAGGAGAGGGAAGUAAAAAAGGGAAAGGAAAGAAGAAGAAGUGACCUGGUCCUUCACCACACUGUCUACCUGGGACUCAUGCUUCAGGAAGAAAGGACGGAUGAUGCGCUUAUAGAGCAGUUCAGCCCCAUUAGAAGGGCUUGGGGCCAUGCACCACAACAGGAAGCCACACUGCACAGAAUAAAAGCCAGCAUUGGUAACAGGGUAGUGGGGGGCAUCCUGAGAAUACAUACUGCCCAGCUCUACUCUGGGGAUGCGUACUAUCUCUGAAAUCUCCAGUGGUAUUUCUAGUGUUAUCUACAGGCAAAAGGUGGGCUUUUCUUAGAUGGAAAAAACAUAGCAAAUAAUGAGCUGAUAAGGAAAGCUUAGACUGAAAAAGAAGGUUAAAACAUACCAGGUCCAGCAGCUUAACUACCUUCCUACUUGAACUAUUUUUUAGUUUAUAGCUGUAAGAGGCUUUUAUUAAUUAUAACUCUUAAAAAUCAAUUUAAGAAAAUAUAGAACUUAUUGCAUGUGUAAAGCCCUAUACAGAUAAGCUUGUUCUCAGUAGGCUUGCCUGGUAAGUUUGUCACAUUUAUUCAUCCUAUUAUAGAAAAAUUCCCUGCACAUUCUUGAAUUCUUCCCUUUGUGGUACCUCAAUUUUUGGUAGAUCUUUAGCCUUCAAUGAAUCUUUAUAGUCAGCUGCUCAUCAUCUUUUAUCUUGCAUGUAGAUAUUAU